GAAUCUACCAGGAAAUUAAGCUCCAUCUCCGUUUUCUCCAUUGUUCAUUGAUUAUUUCGGUGGAAAGUCAAGGUCAGGGGUCCGUUUACUAUACCACUUUCCAGUCGAUUAAAUAGCGCACUCAAAUACAAUACACACCAUACAACUACCACUGCCAAAAUUUGAUCUUUGCAGAUUGGCUUUCUGCAACUUUUCAAUCAAUCCUUGCUAAAAAUCUCUCUGGAAACCGAAACUUGCUGUUUACGAAUUGAUCUUGCUAGUUGAACUUCUCAAUCUUUCUGCAAUUUGUUGUUUCUUAAUUAGAGGUUAUGAAUAUGGCUGCUUCUUCUUCUACGGCUGCUGAUGUUCUCCCUCAACAAAAGUAUGAUCUCUUUCUUAGUUUCAGAGGUGAGGCCCGUCUUAAAUUUAUCAGCCAUCUCUAUGCUGCUUUGAAGCGGAAACAAAUCCUUACCUACAUGGAUGAUAAGUCGCUUGAGAGUGGAGAUGAAAUUGGACCUGCCUUAUCGACAGCAAUCGAGCAAUCCAAGCUUUCGAUAAUCAUUUUCUCAAAACACUAUGCUUCUUCUCGAUGGUGCUUAGAUGAACUUGUGCAUAUACUAAAAUGUAAAGAAGCAUAUGGACAGCUUGUUGUACCCGUUUUCUAUGACAUUGAUCCUUCAGAUGUACGGCAGCAGAAACGGACUUAUGCAGAUGCAUUUGCAGUUCUUGAAGAGAGAUUCAAAGACAAAAAAGGGACAAGGUGUGCAAGUGGAGAAAUGCUCUCACAACAGCAGCCAAUUGUUGAUGUCAUAAUUUGGUUCGACAAAUACUUUUGACUUUUCAACCCACUCCACGUAGGACGCGUUGAAAUGUCAAAGAGUCCACGCAAGACUCUGACCUUUCAACGCACUUAAACCUUUCAUCGAGAAAGAAAAGAUAACCCUAAGAUGGAAAUAAUCAUGACUAGUGAGAUGCCUCACUUUGGUACUCCAAGUCUUCGACCUUGGAUCUCCAUCUCUUAAGUCUUGGACGGUCGCCAUGUGAUUGACUCACCAUCUUGGAUGGCAAGGCAAAAGCAUAUCACGACCUCACUACUAGAAUAGCACAGUCCAAAGGAACCAAGAGUCUCAACCCCCAAGACCAAGAGUUCGACCCCCAAGCUUAGAAGCAUCGACCUCUAAGGAUCAUGACCACGAGCUCCAAGGCUAAAGCCUCGACCUCCAAGCUCACGCACAUGUAAUCGUCAUGAUGAGACAUGGAGCACCAAUCAAAGCAAAAUCUCACCAACCAUGCCACCUGUCAAGUUCCGACAUAAGGCAUGGCCUAAGAGUAAUUCCAGGAAAAGGGGAAGCUUGGGUAGGCGACACUUGUCUCUGACCCUUCACCAACCAUAUCGGACCACAUCGUGGUGACACCUGUCACGUACCAACUCUGCCAGCCCAUCCCGGAGUGUCAGUAGGCAGAGAGUGGGAGGCUGACACCCCGAUUUUAUGGGAUUGAGCCAUGCCUUUCCCUUUCCACGUCAACUCUCUUCUCCUAUAAAUACCCAGCCUUCACAAGGCUGAAGGGGGGACUUCAACUCUCUCUUCUCUCCGAAAGCUAUGCCAAAAUGCAUAGUCCUUUCCAUAGAGCUCCGCCAACUCGAGGUGGUGGAAGCCCAACAUCAGGUGGAGGAAGCCCGACGUGAGGCCAUCAGUUCCACCCAAGAAAGGAGCUUGGAAGCCCAACAUCAGGUGGAUGAAUCCCGACGUGAGGCCAUCAGUUCCACCCAAGAAAGGAGCUUGGAAGCCCAGCAUCAGGUGAAGGAAGUCCGAGGCGAGACUAUCAGUUUCACCCAACAAGGAGCUUGGAAGCCCGACAUCAGGUGGAGGAAGCCCGGCGUGAGGCCAUCAGUUCCACCCAAGAAAGGAGCUUGGAAGCCCAGCAUCAGGUGAAGGAAGUCUGAGGCGAGACUAUCAGUUUCACCCAACAAGGAGCCUGGAAGCCCAACAUCAGGUGGAGGACGCCUGACGUGAGGCCAUCAGUUCCACCCAAGAAAGGAGCUUGGAAGCCCAACAUCAGGUGGAGGAAUCCCGACGUGAGGCCAUCAGUUCCACCCAAGAAAGGCGCUUGGAAGCCCAGCAUCAGGUGAAGGAAGUCCGAGGCGAGACUAUCAGUUUCACCCAACAAGGAGCUUGGAAGCCCAACAUCAGGUGGAGGAAGCCCGACGUGAGGCCAUCAGUUCCACCCAAGAAAGGAGCUUGGAAGCCCAGCAUCAGGUGAAGGAAGUCUGAGGCGAGACUAUCAGUUUCACCCAACAAGGAGCUUGGAAGCCCAACAUCAGGUGGAGGACGCCCGACGUGAGGCCAUCAGUUCCACCCAAGAAAAGAGCUUGGAAGCCCAGCAUCAGGUGAAGGAAGUCCGAGACGAGACUACCAGUUCCACCAAACAAGGUAGCUUGGAGACCCAACAUCAGGUGAAGGAAGCCCGAGGCCAUACCUUCAGUCACAAGUAGACGACCAGGGCUACUCACGUAGUCAAACUAAUCGAAGGGAAAGAUAAGCCCACUUGAAGAAAACAACCCCACCACUUUACACUUGGAUUUCAAUCGAACUUCCGUUGACUCGUUGAUGCCGAAAUUGGCACCAACAAAUGGCGCCGUCUGUGGGAACCUUGAACGCUUGGCGCGUGUUCACUGGUUUAGUUAAGAAGGAAGCGCGUAGUAUGCCGGAAAGACCUUCAAUGUCUAGAGCCUUACCUACGACUACGAAUGAAAGAUGAAACAAUGACAAAUUGGGCAAGGGUGGACAUCCACCUACGAGGAGGAGCACAAGGUCGAGUAUACCAUGCUUGCAAGGAAUAGAGGAGAAGUCCGCCAACCCUUACCACUACAGACCUCGGCUUCCACCUUCUACACUAACCGGAGGGUGGACACUCAAUGUUCAUAUCUACAAAUCUUUGUCCAUAUGUCUCUAUUUGACGGAAGAUAGCCCACUCUUGAACAUGAUGUUGUCAUAUGUGUACUCCCCCCAACAUGCCACUGAUGAGGAGACCAAGGGUGACCAACGUCGCAAAGACAAACACUUUGAUGGUUUGGCGAACACGAGGCAACCAUCACCACCCAAGGCUGAUGAACGCAAUUAAUCCUCAUAUCACCCCUGCUAAUCAUUAUUAUCACUGGAUGGUGACGAGCGGAUUAUCAUCGUUGGAGCGCCAUCACUAGAAUUCAAGCCGGGAACUGAUGAUCAAACAAAGUUUGUAGAUUUGAUGAAUGGUGUAGUCAGGAGAUUCACGCAAAGAUCACGCACGCUACCUGACACGGAGAAUCUUUCUACUAGAAAUCCAGCAACGGCCCUACCUUCAACAUCCAGGUCAUUAGAUGAUAGCUCACAAGGACGCGUAGGAACCUCCGACGCAUAGUCAAUGACGAGCAACUUCAAUUCUCGUGACAUUGUGCGACCACCACUCGAUGAAGUAGCAACCUUGGAUCGAAUUAGAGGCCUCGAACCUCCAACGCCUGGCAGCCCAGGACACUGGCGUAAUAGGAGAGAGUUGUAAAAGCUUUGGAGUCGCUAGGAAGAGUGAAAAAGUUAACGCCAAAUGCCUGACGACAAGACCACUUGCCCAUCAAAGACGAAGGACUCAAAUCCACUCAUGCUAGAAAUCAUUCACCGUUGUUGUCAUAAGAAGUAUCGAGAUGCAUGAUAGGCGACGUCUCGCUAUCCACAAUCCACUACUCUGAUUGACGUUGGUAUUCAACAAGCUUGGAGCUCCAUCGCCAAUUACCACCAUCAUACGAAGGUGGGAGAGACUUUAGCUCACAGUUGUAACAUGUAGCUAAAGGAUGCACAUGCCCAAUGCUUCAUCAAUGCUGAUAUGCUUGAACCACGAUGCUCGCAUGCCACGAAGAUUCAAUUGACUCUUAAGAACAGACGUGAUUUGGCCUUACCCUCCACCUUCAUUGGCAACUCAGCAUCCACCAACUGAUCAUGUUUCAAUGCUCGGAUAAUCUUGAAAUUUGGAGUUGCUGGAGUACCGCCGCAUGAGUCGAAUUCAUAGACGGGUUUACGAGUCUUUCAUGCAUGGCGAAAAUACCCAUUCACCAAUAUGGCGAAAAAUCAGUGGCUAGGAGAGCCAACCCCAGAAGAAGGAAGAGCUUUCAACCCACCAUCUUAUUGCCCUUAGACCUGCACUCCCAUCGAAAAAGUCUCGACGUGCCACUACUGAACCCUUUUGUUGCCAAAGGCCUGCAUCAAGAAAGUGCCCACAUGGAGACACCGUCCGGAACAAGUCACAUUCAAAGGAGCGAGCUACACCUCAAACGGUACACCCUACUCUAAAUUACUUAUUUGUCUUAUCAUAAAGCAUGAUCACAUGCACCAUUAUAUCCUCUUUAAAGAUUUCCUUGAUAUGCCAAGAGUGAUGAAUCUUCGAACAUCAAUAGGAAUAUGUUAGCCCUAGAUAGUUGGGGGCUCAAUUCUAUUAUGUAUUGAUUUUUACAUCUUAUAUGGCGUUCUAUGUAUCUACUAUAUGUGUCUAUACUAUUUGCAUGUUAUAAAUCAUGUUGAGAUCGGAAUUUGCAUAAACGAAUUAGCUUGAAAAUAUAUCCAUCUAUUCAACAAUUCGGCAAAGACCCCCGUGCUAAGCAUAUGACUAAUUAACUCUGGUUACAUCAGCUCAUUACUGUUGAACCUGUGUCAAUGCCCAGACGCGGACCAAGUGGGGUACCAGUUCCACAAAUCUAUCUAUAUAUAAACUCCUAGAAGUUUAUUGGAACACAAAGGUAUAGCUAUCUCAAUAGAAGUCCAUCUAAGAUAAAUAUAGUAGUAGUUUGUAUAAUAGACAUCCUUGCUAUUCCAACACCCCAAGGAUUUGAGCCACCGGAUGAAAGAGUCUCGCUAGCCGAGACCAAUUCACAGAGUGCCUUCAAGGUCUAACCCACUUGAGCCACCGAUGAAAGAGUCUCGCUAGCCGAGACCAAUUCACAGAGUGCCCUCAAGGUCCAGCUCACUUGAGUCACAGGUGAGCAAGUCUUAACAACUGAGACUAACACACAUAGUGCACUCGAGGUCCAACUCACUUGAGUCGCCAGGUGAGAGAGUCUUAAUGGCCGAAACUCGCAACGAACACUUGAGGUCGGUUGACUCUCAACCACCAUGACCACCAGUUGUGAGACUUUUAGAUCGAACAAUAGUUAGAGGUCUUACACUCCCUUAUAAAUUAUGCUAAUAGUUUAGUUAUGGCAAAGGUAGGGACAAUGCACUUAUGUGCUAAAUUAGAGCCAAUAGUUAAAGCUCAAAGGGAAACAAAAGGAAGUCAUUUAACCUAUCCUCACCCUUGUCAAGGAUGUUACCCUUCUCUCUAUUGGAGAUCAAUCACAAUGAGUUCCGUCUCCUACCGUGGACCUUCGACAUUCAAGGUUAUCAUCACCCCUAGUCAAGGAUGUCGUCUUCAUCCACUUAGGACCUCCGUAGUUCAAUCUUCAAACUACCAUAGUGAUGACCUAUCACAUAUAGAACUCACCCCCACACAAUAAGGUUAACUUUUUCACUCUUGGCCUUUCACUAAUGACCACCUAGUCGAGCUUAAUUCACCAAAUUCUUCCUUAUUGAGUUCCCUACCCAACAUAGGCCUUGGCUGGCCAGGGAACUGGGGGCUUGUUGAUGUCAUAAUUUGGUUCGACAAAUACUUUUAACUUUUCAACCCACUCCACGUAGGAUGCGUUGAAAUGUCAAAGAGUCCACGCAAGACUCUGACCUUUCAACGCACUUAAACCUUUCAUCGAGAAAGAAAAGAUAACCCUAAGAUGGAAAUAAUCAUGACUAGUGAGAUGCCUCACUUUGGUACUCCAAGUCUUCGACCUUGGAUCUCCACCUCUUAAGUCUUGGACGGUCGCCAUGUGAUUGACUCACCAUCUUGGAUGGCAAGGCAAAAGCAUAUCACGACCUCACUACUAGAAUAGCACAGUCCAAAGGAACCAAGAGUCUCAACCCCCAAGACCAAGAGUUCGACCCCCAAGCUUAGAAGCAUCGACCUCUAAGGAUCAUGACCACGAGCUCCAAGGCUAAAGCCUCGACCUCCAAGCUCACGCACAUGUAAUCGUCAUGAUGAGACAUGGAGCACCAAUCAAAGCAAAAUCUCACCAACCAUGCCACCUGUCAAGUUCCGACAUAAGGCAUGGCCUAAGAGUAAUUCCAGGAAAAAGGGAAGCUUGGAUAGGCGACACUUGUCUCUGACCCUUCACCAACCAUAUCGGACCACAUCGUGGUGACACCUGUCACGUACCAACUCUGCCAGCCCAUCCCAGAGUGUCAGUAGGCAGAGAGUGGGAGGCUGACACCCCGAUUUUAUGGGAUUGAGCCAUGCCUUUCCCUUUCCACAUCAACUCUCUUCUCCUAUAAAUGCCCAGCCUUCACAAGGCUGAAGGGGGGACUUCAACUCUCUCUUCUCUCCGAAAGCUAUGCCAAAAUGCAUAGUCCUUUCCAUAGAGCUCCGCCAACUCGAGGUGGUGGAAGCCUAACAUCAGGUAGAGGAAGCUCGACGUGAGGCCAUCAGUUCCACCCAAGAAAGGAGCUUGGAAGCCCAACAUCAGGUGGAGGAAUCCCGACGUGAGGCCAUCAGUUCCACCCAAGAAAGGAGCUUGGAAGCCCAGCAUCAGGUGAAGGAAGUCCGAGGCGAGACUAUCAGUUUCACCCAACAAUGAGCUUGGAAGCCCGACAUCAGGUGGAGGAAGCCCGACGUGAGGCCAUCAGUUCCACCCAAGAAAGGAGCUUGGAAGCCCAGCAUCAGGUGAAGGAAGUCCGAGGCGAGACUAUCAGUUUCACCCAACAAGGAGCUUGGAAGCCCAACAUCAGGUGAAGGACGCCUGACGUGAGGCCAUCAGUUCCACCCAAGAAAGGAGCUUGGAAGCCCAACAUCAGGUGGAGGAAUCCCGACGUGAGGCCAUCAGUUCCACCCAAGAAAGGAGCUUGGAAGCCCAGCAUCAGGUGAAGGAAGUCUGAGGCGAGACUAUCAGUUUCACCCAACAAGGAGCUUGGAAGCCCAACAUCAGGUGGAGGAAGCCCGACGUGAGGCCAUCAGUUCCACCCAAGAAAGGAGCUUGGAAGCCCAGCAUCAGGUGAAGGAAGUCCGAGGCGAGACUAUCAGUUUCACCCAACAAGGAGCUUGGAAGCCCAACAUCAGGUGGAGGAAGCCCGACGUGAGGCCAUCAGUUCCACCCAAGAAAGGAGCUUGGAAGCCCAGCAUCAGGUGAAGGAAGUCCGAGACGAGACUACCAGUUCCACCAAACAAGGUAGCUUGGAGACCCAACAUCAGGUGAAGGAAGCCCGAGGCCAUACCUUCAGUAACAAGUGGACGACCAGGGCUACUCACGUAGUCAAACUAAUCGAAGGGAAAGAUAGGCCCACUUGAAGAAAACAACCCCACCACUUUACACUUGGAUUUCAACCGAAUUUCCGUUGACUCGUUGAUGCCGAAAUUGGCACCAACACCAAUCUUUCUGGGUUUGAUUCACAAUCACAAAAUAUCAAGUAAUUAACUUUAUAACUUCAUUUUGUAGUAGUUUCUACGAGUCACAAAAUAUCUAGGUUUCAUUCAUAGAAGAAUAGUAAUAUCGCUACAUGCUAACUCUUUGAUCGAUUUUUAUCUUGAUCCAUAUAUAUCAGGCAUGAGUAUGAACUAGUUGAGGCAAUUGUCGAGGAUAUUUUGACGAAACUGAAUCGAAACUUGUCAUAUGCUGCAAAGGGCCUGUUUGGGAUGGAUAAGCACAUUCAUCAACUUGAGUUGUUAUUAUGCAUUCCUGCACAAGAUGUUUGCUUUCGCAGAGUAGUUAUUUGGGGUAUGGCUGGUUGUGGUAAGACCACCCUUGCUGAUGUUGUAUUUCACCGAAACUCAUCUAGAUUCCAUGCUUGUGUGUUUUUAGCAGAUGUUAGGGAAGAAUCAAAGAAACAUGGACUAUAUCAUUUGCGAGAUAAACUUCUUCGUAAGCUGUUAAAGGAAGAACAUUUAAGUAUUGACUCUCCAUCCAUAGACCCUUAUGUUAUAGAUAGACUUUCUCGUACAAAGGUCCUUGCAGUUCUUGAUGAUGUGAGUGAGUUAAGGCAAUUAGAAUUUUUACUUGAUCAAGUUCAGUUUGGCCCUGGAAGUAGAAUUAUUAUAACAACGAGAGAUAGGUGCCUAUUGAAGGAUCAUAUCUACAAGAUGAGUGAGUUGUCUGUUGCUGAAGCUCGUCUGCUCUUCCAAUCAAUUACUUUUAAAGAUGACUCUUCUAUAAAAGAUUAUUCAACCUUGUCAAAAAAAGUGGUCGAUUAUGCUGGAUGCAAUCCAUUAGUUGUUAAAGUUUUGGCUUCCUCAUUCCGUCACUGCAAUAAUAAAGAAGCCUGGGAAGAGGAAUUGAAAAAAUUGAAAAAAUUUCCUAACGAAAAGAUACAGGAUGUGUUGAGAUUGAGUUAUGAUGGAUUAGAAGCAAAUGAGAAGGGGAUAUUUCUUGAUAUUGCCUGUUUUCUCAAAGGGGAGAAUAUAUGUGAUGCAAAAAGAAUUUUGGAAAUGCUUGGGUUCUUUCCAUCGUCGGGAAUUGAACUUCUCAAAGAUAUGUCUCUUAUAUCGAUCAAAAACAACCGCAUAGCGAUGCAUGAUUUGCUGCAGGAAAUGGGAAGGGCAAUUGCUGGUAGUAUUGAAGAACUUGGAAAACGCAAAAGAUUGUGGAAUGCUAAGGAUGGCUAUCAUGUAUUGCAUAAUGAAACAGGAACUUCAAAAGUUGAAGAACUUGAAGCCAUAUACCUUGACAUGUCUAAGAUUCCAGAGUUACAAUUGAGUCCUACAGCCUUCAAGAAUAUGCACAAACUAAAGUUGCUAAAAUUUUAUGUACCACAUUCGGGAUGGAUACGUCAGAAAAGAUGGACUGUCAAGGAGAAGCAGCCGAGCCCAUUUCCUUGGCUUCCUAGGGUCGGAGCAUUUCUGUGUUUCCUUGCCAAAUCAAGGAUCUGGGGAUUGCUAGAUUCAUACAACAAGGUUGUGAUUAUGAUGAUGAAGUUUUCAGGAAGUUCUGGAAAGUACACUUUCCUAGAGGUCUCGAGUCUCUGCCUGAAGAGCUCAGAUAUCUCUAUUGGGAUGGAUACCCUUGGAAAUCUUUGCCAUCAAAAUAUUUUCCUGAACAGCUUGUUGAGAUUCAUAUGCCCCAUAGCCAAGUUAAGCAACUUUGGAAUAAUGGCCAGAAUCUUGGGAGCUUAAAACAGUUAAAUCUUAAUUGGUCCCAACACCUGAUUGAAGUUCCAGAUCUCUCUAGUAGUCCAAAUAUUGAAAGGAUCGAUCUAAGUUGGUGUAAAAGAUUGGUUGAAGUUCCUUCAUAUUUUCAAAAUCUUGAGAAUCUUAC
Molecule: messenger RNA, 9328 nt
Organism: Rosa rugosa (rugosa rose)
Lineage: Eukaryota; Viridiplantae; Streptophyta; Magnoliopsida; Rosales; Rosaceae
Product: disease resistance protein RPP2B-like
Exons: 5
Coding region: 7714-9186 (490 amino acids)
Biological process (GO): defense response
Molecular function (GO): ADP binding
Source: RefSeq, a predicted model, not a curated record